AAGACCCGCCCUUCGCUAGGAGGACGCACAGUCAGUCAAAAAUGAGUUACCAGUACGGACAGGGCUAUCCGGGACAGACCGCACCCACUGCUCCACACGGGGGUGGUCAACACCCCUCUGCCCCCUAUGGAGGUGCAGCAGUUCCACCAGGAGGCCAAUAUGGACCUGGACCAGGACAAGGACAAGGUGGUCACUAUGCACCUGCACCAGGACAAGGUGGGCACUAUGCACCUGCACCCGGACAAGGUGGGCACUAUGCACCUGCAUCAGGACAAGGUGGUCACUAUGCACCUGCAUCAGGACAAGGUGGUCACUAUGCACCUGCAUCAGGACAAGGUGGUCACUAUGCACCUGGACCAGGACAAGGUGGGCACUAUGCACCUGGACCAGGUGGUGCUCCAGCUGGUUACGGUGGACAACCUCAUGGUGCUCCUUACAGGCACCCUGCUCCUUCAGGCAACAUCCCUCCCGGUGUGAACCCCGAGGCCCAGCAGUGGUUCCAGAGUGUGGACACGGACCACAGCGGCUUCAUCAACAUGAAGGAGCUCAAGCAGGCGCUGGUCAACUCCAACUGGUCCAAUUUUAACGACGAGACGUGCCUCAUGAUGAUCAACAUGUUUGACAAGACCAGGUCAGGCCGCAUGGACCUCCUGAGCUUCUCGGCCUUGUGGAGCUUCAUGCAAAAGUGGAGGGCGCUCUUCCAGCAAUAUGACCGGGACCGCUCGGGAGCCAUCAGCGGCACGGAGCUACACCAAGCUCUCGCGCAGAUGGGCUACAACCUGAGCCCCCAGUUUUCCGAGUCCCUGGUGCGGCGCUACAGUGUCCACCCGGCACGUCCCGGCAUUCAGCUGGACCGCUUCAUCCAGGCGUGCACGCAGAUGGAGAGCAUGACGCAGGUCUUCAGGGAGAGAGACACCAGCAGGACGGGCAACGUCCGCCUCAACUACGAGGAGUUCCUAUCGGGCGCCGUCACCCGGCUGAUGUGAGGUCGUCGGGACACGCCCCUGUGCACACGGUACACCAGCCGGGCGCAACCUGGCAGCUCGUUGCUAUGGAUACUUGACACCAAAACAAGGCAGGACGGGCGAAGUAGUGCCUUUAUGUCAGCGGUGGAACAAUUAGUCUUGAUUGUACCUCUAACACAUGUUUAAAACUCCUGCACUCAGUAAACAUACUCUCCAGUAUUUUACAUUAGUUAAAGAUAAUUACAUUUACAUUAUAUAUGGGAAUUGAGCCGUUUACGCUACAAAGGUCAAGUUAUAUGAUCCCAAGUAGAGAUCGACCGAUUAUCGGCGUCCAAGGUUUCCUAAAAAAAUAAUGUAAAAAAAGAGACUUUAAGCCUUGUCCAACUGUUUAUUCGCGUAAACUAUUCAUGUUUAAAUAACUUUUCCUGCAAAUGAAUAUCUGCUCCAAAUGUCAGUUAUCGGCCUCCUUGACCACUAAUAAUCUGUAUCGGUCGAUCUCUAUCAUCCCAAGCACCUAAUAGAACGUUUUUUUGCAACUGGAAAGCGUGUUUUUAGGAGUAUUUUUGUAAUACCUCUGAUUACCUGCAAAAAUACCCCCUGUGUAUUUUGAUAAGCAAAUUGUAUUUUACAUUCCACUGUGAUAUGCCAAAUGUAUUUUUUUUUUAUCGUCAAAAAAAAUAAAUUGCUAUGGUUUAUUCUCUUGAUGAAUGACUCAUUUAAAAUAUGUAAUGAUUGGAAAUGUAUAGUUUGUAACUGACUUUUUAUUG
This is a messenger RNA of Entelurus aequoreus (snake pipefish), 1732 nucleotides long. RefSeq names its product penta-EF-hand domain containing 1 (gene pef1). Lineage: Eukaryota; Metazoa; Chordata; Actinopteri; Syngnathiformes; Syngnathidae. Gene Ontology annotation, molecular function: calcium ion binding. Gene Ontology annotation, biological process: COPII vesicle coat assembly. The transcript has 6 exons. The record is from RefSeq and is a predicted model, not a curated record. Bases 42 to 986 code for a protein of 314 amino acids.